Molecule: messenger RNA, 1449 nt
Organism: Didymosphaeria variabile
Lineage: Eukaryota; Fungi; Ascomycota; Dothideomycetes; Pleosporales; Didymosphaeriaceae
Exons: 2
Coding region: 1-1449 (482 amino acids)
Source: RefSeq, a predicted model, not a curated record
AUGUCUAACUGGCAGUCAUCAUUCGACGGCCAGUCCAACGCAUAUGUAUUCUCUGAUGCAUCAAUGUCGAGACAACAAGUUCUGCAACCCAUCCACGAGACGACCUUCACCAAUGACAACAUUGCUGAAUACUCACCAGACGACUAUGUCAACUUCAUCGAGACUUCAGACAAUGCCCAACCCCCUUUCCCAGCCCCAUCACCACCCCCAACUGCAACUAACACCGAACAACCAAGCAGCUUCAAUCCUCAUUUCGUUGGUGACGUUCCAAUGUUGCGCUCAGAUUCUCAAAUGUACCCCAUCCUCUCUGAAGAUGGGACUAUUUCUUUUCCAUCCGAUGUCAAUCUUGUACAGAAGAAUAUCAGCGGUCACGCUGAUAAUCUUCCUUUCCUAUCUGCUUCUACCGGUUUCACUGGCCUGCCCAGUGAAACUUCGUUUCUUUCGCCUGUUGCAAAUGUUUCUUCUGCAAGUGUUCAUGCACUUGCUGCACAACGUCAAGAGAGUGAGCCGUGCCUGGUGGAGGAUAUGCGGAGGUCGGCUUCAGAAUCAUCAAUGUCGGCGAAUGAGAGCGACGCCAGCUACGCUUCUGCGCCUCGCACUCACAACCGCCAUGUUCGCCGCGAGCGCGAAAUCAUCGCGCAAGCCGGCAGCUGCAGGAUCGCGCCCAAGGCCGUUCCCAGCGCUCCCCAGACGAGGUCUGCAUCACCCAAUGCUCAAAUGAUGCGGAUCGAGUCUGAAGACGGCACCUCGCGACACGUCGGCGUCAUCAGCAAAGCGCCGUAUGUACGUCCCCAACAUCCCAAGAUCCUGUGCCCCCACUGCAGCGAGCGCCCCGAGGGCUUCCGCGGCACGCACGAGCUCGACCGCCACGUUGCGCGCGCUCACACCGCCGUCCGCAAGGGCUACAUCUGCGUGGCGCCCGCCUUCGACAAGAACUUCCUCAGCGGCUGCAAGCACUGCCGCAACAAGAAGGUCUACGGCGCCUACUACAACGCCGCUGCGCAUCUGCGCCGUGCCCAUUUCCACCCGCGUAAGCGCGGCCGGAAGGGCAAGAACGACGAGAAGCGCGGCGGUAUCGGCGGCGGCGACGACCCGCCCAUGGACUACCUCAAGCAGCACUGGAUCCGCGAGAUGGAGGUCGAGAACAAGAUGAAGAGUCGCAAGGACAGCCACGCAUCUGCAUCGCCGGCGAGCUCGUCAGACAGCGCGCCCGAGCACGACGCCGACGCCGCGUACGACAUGGAGCUCGCGUACCCCCCGCUGCAGACCGACGUUUCCAUCGCGUCGAUAGAACCCAGCCCGUACGUCGACUUCGCGGCGUACAACGGCGUGGACAUGAACUUGAACGAAGCGUCUGCCGCAUCGCUGUACAACGCGCAGUUGAUGUAUGCGGCGCAGGCACAGCAACAGAGUAGUGACGACUUUGACUUCGACGCGUAUAGAACCUAG